AUGGGAUUCAAGUGCAUGGCAAAAUUAUUCCUCGAACGAGUUCGAUCAAAGAAAUCAUCAUUAUCAACAAGCUAUCAACAACAAGCAUCUAAUAGUAAUUCGAAUCAAGGACAAAGACCGCAACAACAUCGACAAGGACAGACAAGUUCAAUGAUGGUACCAUGCGAUGAAUAUAUGCCAAAAGAUCAGGUGUUAAAAGAUGUCGAAGAUGGAAAACUUAUACGUGGUAUUUUACGAAUAAAUGCUAAAAUAUAUACCGAUUCAUUUAUUACAGAUCCGGCGGGUGGAAGUGAUUUUUAUAUUGAUAAUGUGCGUGAUCGAAAUCGUGCAUUAAACUCAGAUGAAGUGGCAAUCAUGGUUAAACAAAAACGUGAAUGGAAAGUUAUACCAGAAUGUAGCUUAUUGGUUGAACGAUUCAUACAUCAAAUGCGACAAGCUAACGCGGCUCAAAAUGACAGCAGUGUUAUACCAGCUUCAGAGACAGGCGAAAUACGAACAGAAGAUCAGAAACAAGAUGAAGUGAUAGGAAAAUCUGAUCAAGAAACUGUUGAAGGUGAGUUAUCUGCUGAUGCAGCAUCAAGUGUAUCAAAGUCACCAACAAAAGGUGGUCGUAAUGAUAGACGCGAUACGAUCUCUUCUAUAUGUGGUGACAAUUCAGUAUUAACAGACGAAAUGGUGAACAGAAUACCCGAUGAAUAUUUUCAACGUACAGCGAAGGUUAUUUGCCUUUUAAAUCGUCGUCACACAAUGAAAGCAGCUGGUUUAUUGCGUAAAAUGCCUGACAACAGCCCGCAUUAUGCAUUAUUUUCUCCUAUGGACAGUCGAAUACCACGAUUAAUGAUACCGAUGAAACAAUGUCCAAGCGACUUUUACGAUCGACCAAUGGAUUAUGAAAAAUCUUUGUUUGUGGCAAAAAUUAUUGAGAUUCCAGCAGAUAAAAAAUUUGCUCGUGGAGAAUUAGGUGAGAACUUGGGAGAUGCCGAUACACUUGAAGCACAAAGUAAAGCAAUAUUAAUGGAGAAUGACAUACGUGAUGAAGAAUUUAGCGAAGAAGUAAUUAAAUGUUUACCGUUAGAUAAAGAAAAAUGGGAGAUACCAACUGAAGAAUAUGAAAAGCGUUUAGAUUUACGUCAGUCGUGUAUAUUCACAAUUGAUCCAGCUACUGCUAGAGAUUUAGACGAUGCGUUGUCAUGUGAGCCUUUAGAAAACGGACAUUACAGAGUAGGAGUUCAUAUUGCGGAUGUCAGUUAUUUUGUAUCAGAAAAAUCUGUAUUAGAUACAGAAGCAUCUACUCGAACGACAAGUGUUUACCUAGUGGAGAGGGUAAUUCCGAUGCUGCCAAGGCUUUUAUGUGAUCGACUAUGCAGUUUGAAUCCGAAUGAAGAUCGUUUAACAUUUUCGGUUAUAUGGACAUUGGAUGAAAAUGGACAGAUAUUAGAUGAGCACUUCACACGUAGUAUAAUACGAUCGUGUGUGAAGUUAAGUUAUGAACAUGCACAAGUAAGCAUACAAUCAGGAGUAUCUCACUCACUUAGUACUAUGAGAUUACUUUUGAAGGAUUUCAUUGAUCAUCCCGAUAAAGAUUUUAAAGCCGAAGAAUUGCCGCCAAUAUGUAAUAAUUAUUCUGUUGAUGAUAUUAAACAAAAAGUUUUACACUUAUAUAAGAUUUCAAAAUGUCUUCGUACGAAACGCGCUGGAGCUUUAACAUUAAAUCAACCAAAAUUACAAUAUAAAAUUCAACCAAAUACUAAAAUGCCAUUAAGUUUUUCAAUUUAUCAACAAAAAGAUAGUAAUCGUUUGGUUGAAGAAUUUAUGCUUCUAGCCAAUAUACAAGUUGCGAGAAAAUUAUGUUCAGAUAAAAAUAUACAAGAAAAAGCAAUUUUACGUCGACAUCCAGCACCAAAUCCAACAACAAUGCAGUCGACAUCAAAACAAUUGAAAGCUGCUGGCGGUGCAUUUGAUGGAAUAUCCUCUACCAGCAUAGCUGAUUUUCUUCAAUUUAUUGAUGAUGAGUCGAAAAAAGCACUAUAUAUACAUUUACUGGCGAAAUCCAUGCAGUUAGCUAUUUAUUGUUGUGCAUCAUGUGUUAAAAAUGAGGAUUAUAGGCAUUAUGCAUUGAAUGUUGAAUAUUACACACAUUUCACUAGUCCAAUAAGACGGUAUCCAGAUAUUCUUGUACAUCGACAGUUGGGAGCUAUCUUAGGCUAUAAUGAAAGUCUUCACCAACAUCCAAGAACUUUAGAACAAUUGGCACAGCAAUGCAAUGAAAAGAGAGUUAAUGCAAAAACGUGUUCAGAAAAAAGCGCUGAAUUAUAUUUAGCUGUCCUUGUUCGAGAAUAUGGUACCCUUCAAGAUGAAGCACUUAUUAUUACUGUUAAAGAUGAAAGUCUCGAUGUAUUGUUAUUUCGUAUUGGUGUUCCACUGCGUAUUGGCAUUAACAAUUUACCAUUAGAUCAUCCACGUACAAACUUCAGAAAAAUUGAAAAUACUCCAUAUAAUGAGUUAACGAUCUAUUGGAAAUCAACUGAUCGACCGGAGGCGAUUAAACAAGUUCUCCGACCAUUUGAACUUGUAAAUAUUGAUAUAACAUCGGAUUUCGAUAAAAAUUCAAAAAAAUUAAAAUUAUCAGCUGUUUUACGGCAUGUUAAUGCUGAGAAAUUAACAACACUUGCAAAUUUGUGCUCAAUAACAACACCUGCUAAUAGUCCACCGAAUCAGAUUAUUCAACGAAUGGAUUUUGAUCCUUACGCCGAAUAUUAG
This is a messenger RNA of Didymodactylos carnosus, 2760 nucleotides long. The record is from the annotation of a GenBank genome assembly. NCBI's taxonomy places the organism in Eukaryota, Metazoa, Rotifera, Eurotatoria, Philodinida, Philodinidae.